This is a messenger RNA of Octopus sinensis (East Asian common octopus), 1417 nucleotides long. RefSeq names its product Krueppel-like factor 6. Gene Ontology annotation, biological process: regulation of transcription by RNA polymerase II. Lineage: Eukaryota; Metazoa; Mollusca; Cephalopoda; Octopoda; Octopodidae. Gene Ontology annotation, molecular function: RNA polymerase II cis-regulatory region sequence-specific DNA binding; DNA-binding transcription factor activity, RNA polymerase II-specific. The transcript is spliced from 3 exons. Bases 254 to 1123 code for a protein of 289 amino acids. The record is from RefSeq and is a predicted model, not a curated record.
UUCUACACGUGAUCUAAUUGCCAGUGAUCACUUGAGCGAAGCGAGAACAGGUCGAAUCAGAACCGUGUCUGCACAUAGUUGCUUCUACCUCAUACUCUUCCCUCCCUUAUGUCUAUUUUUGACUCCAGAUACCUGCUAUCUAACAUCACCUUUAGCACAAAUUCUGUCCCUCACUCCCUCUCAAGUCCUGCGCUUUCACCUUCACCAAGUGUCAUUUUGGCAUUAAUUUAUAGCAGCCGCUUACAUAGUUCAGAUGCCCGAAGAUAUUGCCAUGGAUAUAUUACCAAGUGGAAAUAUUUUCCGAGAACUUCAGGUUGUGCAUGAGACGGGCUACUUUUCAUCUCAGCCAUCCCUAGAAGACCGUUGGCAACAGAACUGUUUGGAAAUGGAGCGAUAUUUAAAAAACGAACCAAAAUUAACUGCUUUUAAAAAUCUUAAAUCUGAUCGAAAUUCUUUUGAUGAUUUUAAUGAUGAAGAUGAAGAGGAUGAGAAUGCCGAUAGCAAUGGUGAUGGUUUUGAAGAGAUGGAAGACCUAAAUUUGGAAGAUCAGACAAUGGAUUCUGUUAGUGUGCACAGUUUUGAAUCUUCUUCAAGUGGUGUAUCAUGGGAUAGCAAUUUGAGUGACACACCAGUUUCUCCCCAUAAAUCUCCAAAAGAUUCUAUAAUUGGAAAUUGCCUCUUAAAAUGUCGGGUUGGACAUAAAUUAAACAAUACUGAAAGAAAUGAAAUAAAAAAAGUUGCCAUGUACUCAUCACCAGGGAAACAAUCACGUUCAUACUCUCUUCAACCAGGACACAUUGCUCAAGUAAUUCACCAACUUGAAAAUGGAUCAAGUUCAGACAUUAGAAGAAGAAUACACAAAUGUUUCUAUGAGGGCUGUAAAAAGGUCUACACAAAAAGCUCUCAUUUAAAAGCUCAUCUUCGAACGCAUACAGGGGAGAAGCCAUACAAGUGUUCAUGGAUGGGAUGUGAAUGGAGAUUCGCUCGGUCUGAUGAGCUCACACGACAUUACCGCAAACACACCGGUGCUAAACCUUUUCAAUGCAAGUACUGUGACCGUUGCUUUUCGCGAUCUGAUCAUUUGGCAUUACAUAUGAAGAGACAUCCACCUGCUGAACUUUGACCCCUGCACUAGCAAUAAUUUUAUUAUAUCCACUGAAAACAUCAUCAUUUUGCCGACUGCUGCAAUUUACUUGGGUGUCAGCAAUUUGGCUUCUAACACAUCUGUGAUAUUUUUUCUUCUAGUAUAGCUGUAUUUACUUUUUCUUAUCAAAUCAAUUGUUUAUAGAUAUGUGUGCACACAUAAGUACAAUUAUAUGCAUACCUUAUCCUCCUUCCACCUCUCUUUACUUUUAUAUAUAUGUAUAUAUAUAUGUAUAUAUAUGUGUAUAUAUAUAUAUAUAUAUUAUAUAUAUAU